This is a messenger RNA of Bacillus rossius redtenbacheri, 3836 nucleotides long. Its product is annotated as neural retina-specific leucine zipper protein-like. Gene Ontology annotation, cellular component: nucleus. The transcript has a single exon. Gene Ontology annotation, molecular function: DNA-binding transcription factor activity, RNA polymerase II-specific; RNA polymerase II cis-regulatory region sequence-specific DNA binding. The coding region runs from base 127 to 1182 and encodes 351 amino acids. Gene Ontology annotation, biological process: regulation of transcription by RNA polymerase II. NCBI's taxonomy places the organism in Eukaryota, Metazoa, Arthropoda, Insecta, Phasmatodea, Bacillidae. The record is from RefSeq and is a predicted model, not a curated record.
GGCGACCUCCGGCGCCAGCAUUUCGCGUCCGUCUGCGCCCCGGGCAGGGUCGCGAUCCGCCGCGCGCGCCGUCCCGUCACGUGACUGGAGUUGCUGUUGUCGCUCAGGUGAUGUGACCACGCGGCGAUGGAGGCCGACGACAACAACCACCUGGCCGACCAGUACGUCCAGGAGUUCGUGCUCGACCACCUGGAGGACUCGAUGAAGAGGGAGCACAGCCCCGAGGCGGAGAUGGUGCUGGGCGGCUCCCCGCCGCCGCAGCGGCUGCCGUCGCUCAUGCUGACUCCCAGCGGCGGCCACAUCCUGGCGCACCACACGCACCACACGCACCACCUGCUGACGCCGCCGGGCGAGGAGCCCGCCGCGCACCACUACCAGAUGCACCCGGGGGUGCUGAUGAAGACCCCGGCGGCGGGCGGGCUGGCGCAGCACCCCGGCACGCCGCCCGACACGCCGCCCGUCAGCAACUCGCCGCACCUGCCCACCAGCCCCUACCCGGACCACCAGCACCCGCACAUCGCGUCCGUGAAGGCGGCUCCCGGCGUGUCGGACUACAACAUGGCCUGGCUGACCAACCAGCUGCGCUACGGGCCGCAGGGCGGGCAGGAGCCGCUGGACCUGAGGCCGCACUGCGGCGCCGAGCCGGGCGACGUGUGGGCCGACCACCCCACUGUCAUCGCCGGCGGCGGGGGCUGCCGCAAGCUGCUGCCGGCGGCCGACUACCUGCACGACGAGCCCCUGGGCAGCAGCCCCCGCGGCACGCCGCUCAGCUGCGGCAGCAGCUCCGUCAUGUCGCCCCUGAGCCACCACCAGCAGCACCCGGCGCACUACACCGUCGAGGACAUCCUCAACGACGACGCGCUCAUGUCGCUGUCCGUGCGCGAGCUCAACAAGAAGCUGCACGGCUUCCCGCGCGAGGAGGUGGUGCGGCUCAAGCAGAAGCGGCGCACCCUGAAGAACCGCGGCUACGCGCAGAACUGCCGCUCCAAGAGGCUGCAGCAGCGCCACGAGCUGGAGAUGACGAACCGCAGCCUCCAGGCGGAGCUGCACCGCGUCAAGAUGGAGCUGGCGCGCGUGGUGCAGGAGCUGGACCACUACAAGCAGCAGCACCAGCCGCCGCCGCCGCCGCAGCGCCGCCUCGCCGCCGCCCCCGCCUCCGGCUCGCCGGACUUCUACCUGUGACGCCAGAGGGGCCGCCCUCAAGCCUGGGCGCCCCCGCCCCCCUCCCGCUAGGACUCGUGUGUCGCCAGGACAGUCCACUUCCCUCCGAGUCCAUACACUGAGCUGUGUUCCAACCAACAUGGCUGCGUGGUCUUAAGGCUUCACGGAAGCUAUCACGUUCAAAUGCCGCUGUUCCAAUUCACCACGCACUCCUGUAUGGUGCCCUUCCAGCCAAGGGCGAAAGGAUAGCCCCUUCUCGAUCCAUAGAUAUAUUGUUGACGAACAAAAGCGUUGCAACACAGGUUCAUUGCGACGAAUGAGAACACAGCUCUUAGUAUAUUCUGGCCUCAGAAACAUUUGCAGUCAAUUGUCUGAUUUAAUAAAAUUUUUUUAUAAUGUGUCGAUCCACGUAGGCUAUACCUAUUAUUAAAAUUAACCACAUGUGUUUUAACUGGAACAUAAAAAACAGGGUUUAUUUAGCAAACAAAAUUUUGUGUUGAGUUUAUUAUGUUCAGUUAAAUUUGCAUUCAGUGUUUGUGGUCUUUUUAAAACAAUCAGUGAAAUCAUCAGUACAUAAUUUAAGUAUUAAUUUACACUUUAAAGUUAAGUUGUGAAAACAUAUACAUUUAAAAGCUACAAUUAUCGGUUAUAAAGCGCAUGACAGCUAAAUAAAAUUUUAGAGUAUAGGUAAGAAAUUAUUUUCACAUACACAUUUUCGUCCAUGGUGUUUGCGAAUUUAACUAACUUUGCUACUUAAGAGGCUAUUGGGGAGGUGUCACUUUAAUGUAAAAAAAAAAAUACUUUUCUACUGUGCGAGAACUUUCAAACGCGCGUGUGAAAAGCUUUGUGCCAACUUUUGACUAAUUAUCAUAGAGGUUGCUGCUCUUUUGUGGAGAAACACACUUUACUGACUUCAUAUCACUAGGUUAUAUGCUUCAGGAAAUGUUUUCCUCAAGUUCGUGUCAUCAAAUACAAUAGUCGUGGACGUAACUUUACCUGCGAACAAUCGUGCAGUUUACGAGCAGCAUAAAAUUGACACACAAAUAUAUGAAACUAAACUACGACUAUGUCCGCACUUUUAAGGCGUAAAUGUUUUUUUAUAAGAGAUUGCAGUUUUAUUCAGUUAGAUGUUUUACAGGUAAUUCAUCCUGAGUUUUGUUCCUACUUUUUUUUACAAAGGAAACGGAGGCACGCAGUGUUAUGUUUUGGCAAAAUCUUUGUUGCACGAAAGUUUUAAUUUUAGGAAUAAAAUAAGUCAUGUGAAAAUAGCUGUAUCACAUAGGUACAAACACCCAUUAUUGGUUUUUCUGUAGCAAUACCAAUAAUUAUUUGCUUAACUCACAAAUUUAUCUUUAAUUAAAACUCAAUAGACCUGUAAACCUUAUUUUUAUUGAUAAGAUUUUUUACUUUAAAUGAACUGAGAAUUGGAUAAUGCAUACUUGUAAAUAUGUUACGUCAUAAUUUUGAAGGCAUUAGACAUACGCUGUUUGUUUUCUUGUAUUUUCCAUAAUAAUUAUUCGUGUAAAGAAAUGGAGUUCAUGAUUUAGAGAAAAAAAUUAUUUGUAAAAUCUUUUAACACUUGAAUGGAAUAUAAAUGUAGGGGUUUGUAUCUGUCUGAAUAGGUAAUAAUAGCACUACGUUGGGUUUAGAUAUUUAGUUGUCAGUUAUUUGUUUUAUACGUUUUGUCAAGAUUUAUUCCAUCAGCGUAUUCGCAGUGUGCUACAAUGUAAUUUUUUACAUUUUCAUUGUAUGAGACGUGUUAUCAGUUGACAAAGUAUGUAGGCCUUAAACGUAUUAGGGCGAUAUUAUAUUCUUGUAUGACAGUGUUUAUGUUAAACUGGCAGUUAGGGAGAUAAGUAUGUUUUUCUCUUAGCUUAAAAAACUUUCGUGCUGUCUUUUAAUUUUUUAAGUUCUUGGUUCUAAAAACUUUCUGAUGCUGGUACCAAUAUUAGUUCACCCUUUUUCUUAACAGCAGUUAUUAGACGAACUUAUUUUGGUGAUGCACGAAUAUCCUAAUAACAAUUAUAGACGUUCGAUCGCUGUGCAAAUGUACCUGAAGAAAUUUGUGUGUAAAUAAAUACAUGAAAGCAAUGAUGCAUUAAAAUAAACAUUUUAAUGAACUGCAUGCACAAAUUGAAAAAAAAUAUCUUUAACAUGUUAAAAUAAUUAUAUGUAGUACAUUCUUAGAAUUUAUGUAAAUUGUAAUUCAUUUUUGUUACUCCUUAAAUAUAUACGGAAUCAUAAUUCUCAAAUAUAUGGUUUGCAUUUAUUUAUCUCAGCCAAAAAAUACCAAGCGUGAAACAUUUACAAAAACCCAUUAGCAAAAGUAUGGUUUACUAGAAGAGAUUUAUAAAAUUAUAGAAGUUUGAAGGUUUGAUGGUUUAUGAUUUUUCAAUUACCUUGAUUUAAUCGUCUAUCAUGUUUUUGGAUGAAACGCAGACACAUUAACAACGUAAGUUGCAAAAUUAGUUAAACAGUUUUGUUUUAAAAAAACACUGUUUUGUAAUAAUCUUUGAUUAGAAAAUUAUUUACUUUGCGCUUUGCAGCCAGACUCUUUUGGACUGGUUUACGUGUAAUGAAUCGUUGAAUUCAAUGUCUAAACUUAAAACCCCAUAUUUAUUAAUUGAAGAUUUUAUUAUUUUUAGCUACCAAAAGUUUAUUUAAAUAAUGGAAUU